UUAAAGGAACAUUUUGUAACUGAACGGGAACAGCAGAACUUAGUGGAGAGAUUCUCAAGACAACGGCGAAAGAGCUCAAAGGAAGAUGGCUGAGGGAAGCACAGUGAACAUGCAUAUGCUACAUGAGUCAUUCAAGAAGUUUGCGGCCUAUGGAGACACCAAAGCCACCGGCAAUGAAAUGACUGGAAAAAACUGGGCCAAGCUGUGCAAAGACUGCAAAAUCAUUGAUGGCAAAAACAUCACCUCAACAGACGUUGACAUAGUCUUUUCGAAAGUGAAGGCCAAAACAGCUCGCAUAAUCACCUUUGAAGAGUUUAAAGAUGCUCUGGCAGAGCUGGCCCCAAAGAGAUUCAAAGCCCGAAGUAAGGAGGAAGCUACUGAGGCUGCUUACAGGCUGAUUGCAGGGAAAGAGCCAGCAAAUGUUGGUGUGACGAAAGUAACGAAGACUGGUGCUGUUAACAGGCUGACUGACACGUCCAAGUAUACAGGAUCCCACAAGGAACGAUUUGAUGAAGGUGGAAAAGGCAAAGGGAAGAUUGGUCGAGAGGACGUAUUCGAGAAUACAGGUUAUGUGGGAGCCUACAAAGGAGCUGGAACAUAUGAUGGAAAGGCAAAAUGUUAAACGUGAUUUCUGGUUUAUUUGGCUUGGUUAACCUGCUAAAGACUUAGUAAAAUGUAUAAUCAUUCAGCUUUAACAAGCUUUUAGUUGAAAAUAAUUAUAAUAUAUAACAUGAUUUUCAGUAUGGAAACACAGAUUUACGCUAAAUCUUUCUGUAUUUUAUGUAGAAAUUAGUCCUUUAAAAAUAAACAUUUAA
Mobula hypostoma (lesser devil ray) is the source of this 815-nucleotide messenger RNA. RefSeq names its product tubulin polymerization-promoting protein family member 3-like. NCBI's taxonomy places the organism in Eukaryota, Metazoa, Chordata, Chondrichthyes, Myliobatiformes, Myliobatidae. Gene Ontology annotation, cellular component: microtubule. Bases 86 to 622 code for a protein of 178 amino acids. Gene Ontology annotation, molecular function: tubulin binding. The transcript has 4 exons. The record is from RefSeq and is a predicted model, not a curated record. Gene Ontology annotation, biological process: microtubule bundle formation; positive regulation of protein polymerization; microtubule polymerization.